AAUGAAAAUUUUAAAUUAAAUCCAACAAUCGAGAAAUAUGGAACAGAUUUAACAAAGAUGGCAGGAGAGGGAAAGUUGGAUCCUGUAAUAGGAAGGAAGCAUCAGCUGGAGCGUGUGGAACAAAUAUUGUUGAAAAGGAGAAAGAAUAACCCAUGCCUUGUUGGUGAUCCAGGUGUUGGUAAAACUGUAAUCGUAGAAGGCCUUGCCCAAGCCAUAGCCAAUGCCACAGUACCACCAAAACUUCAGGAUAAGAAGGUCUUUGCCAUUGACAUGGGACGACUUGUGGCUGGUGCAUCAUGUCGUGGAGAAUUUGAGGAAAGGAUAACACAACUGGUUGAUGAAGUCAAACAAAGUGAUGGGUCAAUAAUUCUAUUCAUUGAUGAGGUGCACACUCUAAUUGGAGCUGGUUCAGGAAGAGGAGCACUAGAUGCUGCUAACAUGUUAAAACCAGCUCUUGCAAGAGGCGAAUUGAAGUGCAUAGGAGCUACAACACAAGAAGAAUACAGAGAGUACAUAGAGGCGGAUUCAGCUUUGAAAAGGCGUUUUCAAUUAGUAGAAGUACCCGAACCCUCAGUUGAUGAGACAAUCGAGAUUCUCAAGCUUCUAUGUGGGAAAUAUGAGACUCACCACAACGUGAAGUAUUCUGAAGAGGCUUUAGUUGCUGCUGCUCGUUUGUCAAAUCAGUAUAUCAGUGAUCGUUUUCUGCCUGAUAAAGCAAUAGACUUGAUUGAUGAAGCUGGAGCCCAAGUUCAUCUUCAAAAUUUGAAAGUAUCAAAUGAAAGGAGGGUGUUGAUUGAGUCAGACAUACAGCAAAUUGUCUCUUUAUGGACAGGUAUUCCAAUUGAGAUAGUAACACCAGAAGAAUCCCAGCGGCUUUUGAAUAUGGAGAAUUCUCUUCAUAAUCGCAUUAUAGGACAACAUGAAGCAGUUGAAGCUGUAAGUUGUGCUGUCCGCCGAGCUCGUGCAGGAAUUAGGGACCCCAUGCGGCCUAUAGCAAACCUCAUGUUCACUGGCCCAACAGGGGUUGGAAAGACAGAGCUGGCCAAUGCACUAGCUGUUGAAUAUUUUGGCUCAAAAGAAUCAAUGAUUAGGCUUGACAUGAGUGAAUACAUGGAGAGUCAUACUGUUUCAAAGCUUUUUGGCUCUCCUCCUGGUUAUAUUGGAUAUGAUGAGGGCGGUCAGCUUACAGAAGCUGUUCGUCUUCGACCCCACAGUUUGAUCCUCUUUGAUGAGAUUGAGAAGGCUCAUCCAUUAGUCUUGAAUGUGAUGCUUCAGAUAUUCGAUGAUGGUAGGUUAACAGAUAACAAAGGACGUAAAGUGGACUUCAAAAAUGCAGUCAUUAUAAUGACUUCAAAUAUUGGUGGUAGCUUGACUAUGAGAGAACAUUCUUUAGGCUUUGACCAAGUGAAAAUGGAAGUGGCAGAAGAACUAAGGGAAAAUUUCAGGCCUGAGUUUUUGAAUAGGAUUGAUGAAGUGGUUCUGUUUCAGCAACUAUCAAGUUCCGAGAUUAAGAAGAUUGCGGAUAUGAUGUUGAAAGAAGUAAGUGAAAGAUUGAUCAAGGCAAAGAAAAUAAAGCUCAAGGUGAAUGAGAAAGUGAGGGAGAUGUUGGUAAGAGAAGGAUACAAACCCAACUAUGGAGCUAGACCAUUGAGGAGGACCAUUGUGAGGUUAUUGGAGGACAACUUGGCCGAGGAAAUAUUAAGAGGAAACAUAAAAGAGGGAGACAGCGUGACCGUUGGCCUGGAUGACAAGGGUGACAUAAAAAUUUUCUAG
Messenger RNA from Quercus robur (English oak), 1773 nucleotides. RefSeq names its product ATP-dependent Clp protease ATP-binding subunit ClpA homolog CD4B, chloroplastic-like. The record is from RefSeq and is a predicted model, not a curated record. Gene Ontology annotation, biological process: cellular response to heat. Gene Ontology annotation, cellular component: cytoplasm. NCBI's taxonomy places the organism in Eukaryota, Viridiplantae, Streptophyta, Magnoliopsida, Fagales, Fagaceae. The annotation marks the transcript as partial. Gene Ontology annotation, molecular function: ATP hydrolysis activity; ATP binding. The transcript has 6 exons.